AACUUUUUUGACGUCAAGUGCACGAAAUUCGCUGUUGGCAACAUCUUUCUUACGGCUGCCAGCUAAAAAGAGCCUGCGGUGGAAAUAUUUUUCGCCGUUUAAAUUGAAACAGGUUCACGCCCAUCAUUCUAUUGAUUAAACGACUACCAAAAGCAAAAUAUGUCGCGUUUCUUUGCCACGGGUUCCGACUCGGAGACCGAAUCCAGUGAUGAAGAGGUCCCAGUACAAGCAUUCAGUAAAGCGCCCAAUUUUCAAUUUAGUGACGAUGAAGAAGAAGUGAAACGUGUUGUCCGUUCAACUAAGGAGAAGCGUUAUGAAAAUUUGACUGCUAUUAUCAAGAGCAUACGUAAUCAUAAGAAGAUUAAGGACAUGGCCAGUAUUUUGUCAAGUUUUGAAGACCUGACACGUGCCUACACAAAGGCAUUGCCUGUCAUUACCAAGGAAGAGAAGGGCGUCACCCCACGUUUCUACAUUCGUUGUCUUGCCGAGUUGGAAGACUUCAUCAACGAGGUAUGGGAAGACCGUGAGGGACGUAAAAACUUAUCGAAAAACAAUUCAAAAUCAUUAGGUACAUUGCGUCAGAAAGUGCGCAAGUACAUUAAGGACUUUGAGGAAGAUUUAACACGUUUCCGCGAGGCCCCCGAUCAAGAAAGUGACGCCGAAGAAGAGGAGGCUUACGACUCCGAUCAGGAUAAGAACGACAUUGGUUCGGAAGUUUUAUUGCGAGAUCUGAAACAGCCCUCUGAACCAAAGUCGGCUAAGGCGGCUGCGCCGUCUAAGUCAGCUGAUCACGACGAUGAUUCGGAUGACUCCAUUGACUGGGGUAGUGAUUCGGA
This is a messenger RNA of Rhagoletis pomonella (apple maggot), 836 nucleotides long. RefSeq names its product eukaryotic translation initiation factor 3 subunit C-like. The annotation marks the transcript as partial. NCBI's taxonomy places the organism in Eukaryota, Metazoa, Arthropoda, Insecta, Diptera, Tephritidae. Gene Ontology annotation, biological process: translational initiation. Gene Ontology annotation, molecular function: translation initiation factor binding; translation initiation factor activity; RNA binding. Gene Ontology annotation, cellular component: eukaryotic translation initiation factor 3 complex. The record is from RefSeq and is a predicted model, not a curated record. The transcript has 3 exons.